AUGGGGAACUCUGCCUCAAAUGCGAACAAUCCGAACCGGGGCCCCGCCCUGCCCCCCUCCUCCUCCGUCAGCAACCGCACAACUUCCGCCUCCCCGGGCCCGGGCAACCCCCAUCGAUCCAUGAGAACGAAGAAGAAAUCCCUCGAGCUCCCCGACCUCGCGAACCUCUCCAUCACACACCAGCACGCAGCCGCCCGUGGUCGACCGGCUGUCCCAGCCAAGACGGCGUCCAUCCCGAUCCCAACGCAGCCGCAGGGGCCGUUCAACCACUACCGCGAGGCCCAGGCGGAGCCGUCCCCGGACCCGCGCACCUCGCGCAACCUCGACUCAGCGUCCGACGUCUACCUAGCAGGCCAGGUCAUCGAGCCCUCGACACACCAGCCGUUCCCCCCGGUCUCGCGUGCGGUGCACUACCAUAAUGCGAGCGCCGGCGGCGCCCCACGCGGCCGCCAGCAGCCCAUGUCCAACGCGAGACACCAGGCGCAGGUGACGCGCCUCCAGGAGCUCUACGACCGCAGCCAUACACCAGCAGCCCCGCCCUCGUCGCCUGCGACGUCCGCAGAUAGUAGUGUCCGCCCAGGGGGGAGUCAGCGGCCUGGUUUCGUUGCAGAGACCGUCCGCUCCUCGAUUCCGAUCGCACUCGGGAAGGCCGCCAAGCUUGCAGAGGAGGCUGCCGCCUCAACAGCUGGCCCGAUGAAGGAGGAUCUCCUCGCGGAUCCCGUACCGGUCAAGAUUGUCUGGAAAGGCGGCGGGAGAGACGUCGUUCUCGCCAGAGCUGGUGAUAACGAGUGGAAAGGCCGUCAACCUAUGGAACGAGAAUCCCCCCAGUCCAACACAUGGUCGACCACCGUGUCACUGCGUCCAGGGACGCACCAUAUCCGGUUCCUCAUCGAUGGAACAUGGCGCGUCGCCGACGACCUCCCCACCGCCGUCGACGACCAGGGCUCUCUCGCCAACUAUGUCGCCGUGCCCCUCAACUACGGCUUCCCACCCACCGUUCCAACAGCCGCACCCACGCCCACACUACCCCAGCAGGCCCAGCAAGCCAAGAAACUCAUUCCGGGCCAGAGCUUCUGGUCGGCCGACUCGUCCGCUGACGGGGAGGGCGACGUGGAGAGCACGACCGACUCAUCCUCUACCGCGCGCAAGGCCUCCUCAUCGGACCCCAAGCAUGCGCAUACACCGCAGAGCGCUGCUCAGGCUGCGGUCGUCGCGUACACCCAGGCGCGGUGGACGAACGUGCUCCCGCUCGAGCUGAUCGAAGCGGCGCGGGAGGAGGAGGCGUACCUCGCAGCGAGCGCGGGGCAGUACGAGGGCGGGCACGAACGUGCAGAGGGUGAUGGGGUUCGUGCCCGCGCCGAACAUCCCGCCUGCACCUGGCCUGCCGAGACAUUUGGAUAA
Molecule: messenger RNA, 1401 nt
Organism: Cyclocybe aegerita
Lineage: Eukaryota; Fungi; Basidiomycota; Agaricomycetes; Agaricales; Hemipholiotaceae
Source: the annotation of a GenBank genome assembly